UUUCACAUUUUAACAAAAAGACAGCAGAGUGGCACGUGAUUUAAUGAUAACACCACACUAAUUCCCACAACCUUUUCUCAUCACCGCCUUGUCCCAACUUCCAAACACUUGCCAUCUUUUUUCUCCUGUUCCUUCACCUAUAAGUAUCUUCUUUUUCGCCGCUCAUUUACAUUGUCAUUAUUUCUCUGUUCAUCGAGAAAAUCAUGAAGAGGCAAGGGAGUAACAUUGAGGCCAUGGCUCAAGCAGCUGGAAAACAUCAAGUUCGAAAGAAGAGCAGGAGAGGUUUGGAUGCCGAUGAGGGAGAAGUAGCGUUGUGUAGCAUGCAGAGUACUUCAGUGUGGUGGGAGGAAUGGGCGUACGUGGAUGAGCAAAUGUCAUGGGCAUCCAUCUGGUCGCCUUUCUGGGAUGUGGAUUUUGUUGACAUGGCUUAUGGUGCAUUGUUCAACGAUGUUGCUUGGGAUGAUGAUAUUUGGGACUUGAAGAACGUCAUGGUCAUACCCAAACAAUGAGAGUUGGAUGAUCUUCUACUAUCAAAGUUGUUCUGGGAAUAUCCUGAUUUGGGCUUGUAACAGUGUGGCUGUUUGUCAGCUUUUAUUAAGUUAGCUUUGCUUGGAUAUAAAUUAGUACAUCAAGAACUCAGGUCUGCCUUAAAGAUAGAUCACAACUACUUAUUCUGCUCUUUACUUUGUAGUUGUAAUUUUAUAAGUUGCAUUAUUAUUGUUUUCCCUUUGGUUUUUGUAUUUUUUUCAACUUUAAUCCAUGAGAGUUUUAUACAA
Gossypium raimondii (Peruvian cotton) is the source of this 776-nucleotide messenger RNA. RefSeq lists its product as hypothetical. Bases 204 to 509 code for a protein of 101 amino acids. The record is from RefSeq and is a predicted model, not a curated record. The transcript has a single exon. Lineage: Eukaryota; Viridiplantae; Streptophyta; Magnoliopsida; Malvales; Malvaceae.